This is a messenger RNA of Alternaria alternata, 700 nucleotides long. RefSeq lists its product as hypothetical. The transcript has a single exon. The record is from RefSeq and is a predicted model, not a curated record. Bases 323 to 517 code for a protein of 64 amino acids. Lineage: Eukaryota; Fungi; Ascomycota; Dothideomycetes; Pleosporales; Pleosporaceae.
CUCUAGGUCUACACCCACUAAAACAAUAUCCUUAUCGAUGUUGUAGGGAAUCUCAGCUAAGCUGUCAGACUCAUUGCUUCGGCACGCCUCAAUCUACACAUGUCCGACAAAGUAUACACAAGCCUGGAAUGACUCGACAGUGAGACCCCACUCGCGAGAGCUCUCGCGAUACUCAUUGAACGAGGAAGUAGUAGUUGCCAUCAAUUGAUAAUUGAGACUCAUACUCCCACAGAAACCACAAAUGCCACAUCAGGCCGGAAUACUAACGCCAGCCAAAUGAUUUGUUUCGAUUGCAUUCGUCUGCGAAACACCACCCUUCCUGAUGGGCGGCGAGUGUUCACCGUUAGAGAGCUCGGGAACAACAUCUGUUGUUCACACACACACACACACACACACACACACACACAUACGCAAUAAACUUGCGCAACGGCGCGAUAGUCGCUUUUCUAGUGCCGCGAAUCCCGUCAGUUAUAGUAGCUUGUACCAUUGCAGAGUCUCGGAACGGCCCGAUAAAUGACUCGUUGUAUGUUCCUGCAUACUAUCAAAGUGGGUCUCUUAACUUGACGCAUACUAACGAGCGCGAGUCUAGACGCUGCAUAUGAUACAAAAACACUAUCAACCAGCAACAGUAUUCAGAAGCGAUAUUCCGCAGACCCUUCGGUCAUCAUUGUUGUUCCUAGUGAGCAACUUCUUUCCUUGC